Messenger RNA from Varanus komodoensis (Komodo dragon), 945 nucleotides. RefSeq names its product olfactory receptor 5V1-like. The record is from RefSeq and is a predicted model, not a curated record. Bases 1 to 945 code for a protein of 314 amino acids. Gene Ontology annotation, molecular function: olfactory receptor activity; G protein-coupled receptor activity. The transcript has a single exon. NCBI's taxonomy places the organism in Eukaryota, Metazoa, Chordata, Lepidosauria, Squamata, Varanidae. Gene Ontology annotation, cellular component: membrane. Gene Ontology annotation, biological process: G protein-coupled receptor signaling pathway.
AUGGAGUGGAGAAAUGAAAGCAUCAUCACAGAAUUCAUCCUUCUAGGAUUUGGGGAGCUGCAAGAGCUACAGAUCCUUAUCUUCCUGCUCUUUCUAAUUAUCUACAUCAUGACUAUGACUGAGAACCUCCUCAUAAUUGCCAUAGUGGUGACUGAUCGACAUUUACACAUCCCCAUGUACUUCUUUCUUGGGAACCUGUCCUUCUUAGCAAUCUGCUACAGCACAACCAUCAUUCCCAGAAUCUUGGUCAGCUUAUUAACUGACGAUCAAAGUGUUCCUGUCCAUGGGUGCAUUAUGCAAUUGUCUACUUUCAGUUUCUUAGCCGUAACAGAAUGCUACCUCCUGGCAGCAAUGUCCUACGAUCGCUAUGUGGCGGUAUGCAGGCCGCUGCAUUACUCGGUCCUCAUGAACAUUAGGGUUUAUCUGCAGCUGAUGGCUGGAUCUUGGUUCACUAGUUUGAUGAUUAACAUAACUUUGUUAAGUGCCAUCUUGCAGUUAACCUUCUGUGGCCACAAUGUCAUCGAUCAUUUCUUUUGUGAUUUUGCGCCCAUGAUGAAACUGACUUGCAGUUACAGUUUUGGACAACAGGUGAAACUUCUGUCCACUUUUACAUCCUCCUUCUCCAUCCUGCCACCAUUCAUUCUAACUGUAGGAUCCUAUGGAUGCAUCAUAGCCGCCAUUUUCAGGAUAUCAUCCAGCACAGGGAGGCAAAAAGCUUUUUCUACCUGCUCUUCCCAUCUCACUGUGGUGACUGUUUUCUUUGGUACCCUCACUGUUGUGUAUGUUUUGCCAGACACCAAUGAGCUGAGAGAGCUGAACAAAGUCUUGUCUGUGUUUUAUACCAUCCUGACACCGCUGGUUAAUCCCCUCAUAUACAGCCUGAGGAACAAGGAUGUACAUAUUGCUCUGAAGAAAGCAGCCAGCAAAUGGGCAGUCUCCAUAUGA